AAUGGCAUCGCCACGCCUACCCCGACUCAGCCGGGCAUGACGCCCAAUUGUGACCGCUUCUACCUGGUCAAAUCUGGCGAUACCUGCGCCUCCAUCGGCGCCCAGCACGGCAUCCGCCCCUCGCGCCUGAGAGAUUGGCACAUGUCAGUAGGCGAGACGUGUAACGGGCUGUGGGCCAACGCCUACGUCUGUGUGCGUACCAUCGGCUUCCAGCCCCAAAGCUCGCAUACGUGCAGUUCAUCCACGACCGACAAGACCUGGGGCGAUAACAAAGAUGCAGCGCUUGCUGCGGCAGUGCGGUGGUGUAGCGGCAGCGGAGGCAGCGGCUCGUACGGCCUCGCGGCAGCAAAGACAGGCUGCUAUAAUGCGGCUCUAGGCGUCAACAGGUUUGACUUCCGGAUCAGCAAUAACUACGGCAGCCCAGCGACGCUAUCUAGCGCUAAAUGCACAGAGCUUGCGCAGUAUCUGGUCAACCGCUGCGAAAGGGGUGGGAGCGGCAGACAGGAGGGCUGGGACUUUUGGUAA
Molecule: messenger RNA, 525 nt
Organism: Microdochium trichocladiopsis
Lineage: Eukaryota; Fungi; Ascomycota; Sordariomycetes; Xylariales; Microdochiaceae
Exons: 1
Source: RefSeq, a predicted model, not a curated record